Messenger RNA from Solea solea (common sole), 781 nucleotides. RefSeq names its product D-dopachrome tautomerase (gene ddt). NCBI's taxonomy places the organism in Eukaryota, Metazoa, Chordata, Actinopteri, Pleuronectiformes, Soleidae. The record is from RefSeq and is a predicted model, not a curated record. The transcript has 3 exons. The coding region runs from base 118 to 474 and encodes 118 amino acids. Gene Ontology annotation, molecular function: phenylpyruvate tautomerase activity.
CCGCGUUUGACCCGCACACUCACUCCAGUCUGUGGUUUAGUGAGAAGUUUGUGAACUGAUCGUCGACCUUCAUCAGUGUCAGAGGAGAAGAAGAAGAAGAAGAAGAAGAAGAAGAAGAUGCCUCUGGUGCAGUUACAGACGAACUUACCGGCCUCCGUGUUUUCGGAGGAUUUCCUGCUGAAGUUUAGCGGCUGCCUCGCGGCUUCUCUGGGGAAACCUGCCGAUAGGAUGAACUUGGCGGUGACCCCUGCGCUGCCCCUGCUGGUGGCCGGCUCCUGCUCGCCCUGUGUGAUGCUCACCGUCUCUGCCAUCGGUGCGACCGACACCGCCGACAAGAACAAGGAGCACAGCGCCAACAUCUUUGACUUCCUGACCUCACAACUGAGUCUGAGUGAAGACAGGAUCAUCGUCCAGUUUAACGAGCUGCAGCCUCACCAGGUCGGGAAGAAGAGGACAGUGAUGACGUUUUUAUGAAGGACGUUGUUGUCUCUGACGCAGCUCACGUGAAAAACUCACGUCAAACUCACGUCAAACUCAUGUUUAAUCACACGUGGAAGUGAAGUCACUUUAAAGACGCUAACUGUACGAAAUAAUUUAGAGACAACAAAUGAUUGCUGUCAUUAGCUGUCGGGGUUUUUAUAAUAAUAAAAACAAUUGAUUAUAAUAUAGCUGCUUUUUAAGAAUAGUGAAUAAUGAAUGAAUUGUUGCCACAUUCCUGAAACGUCUUCAGUGUUUGACAAAGGUCAAAUAAAUAAAGUCGUUAUAUUUCAAGUCCAAAUAA